AUGUGUCUAAAAUCAUGUAUUGCCUACACAGGACCCUUUUCUGAAUACGAGACGUGCCCAUAUUGCCAAUCACCAUGUUAUGAUCCUAAGAAGCUUGCCAGCAGCAAUGGCCAGAUCAAGAUUGCUCAACAAACAUUUCAUACCAUUCCUAUCGGACCCCAGCUUCAGAUUCUUCGCAGUCAUCCUGAAAUAGCAAAGCAGAUACGCUAUCACAGAGAACGUACAAAUGAGAUCCUCGAGACGUUGAGGAAAGGAGGUGGAGUCAUUGAAGAUUACGAUGAUGUCUUCCAUGGUGCUGAGUAUCUGAAGGCUGUCGCAGAUGGAAUUAUCAGCCCUAAUGACAUUUGCCUGCUGUUCUCAAUUGAUGGCACACAACUAUACACCAUAAAGCUUUCUGACUGCUGGAUCUAUAUCUGGAUCAUUCUUGAUCUUAAUCCUAAUCUUCAUUACAAGAAGAUUCACAUCCUUCCUGGUGGUUUCAUACCUGGACCGAACAAACCCAAGAAUAUCGACUCUUUCCUUUUUGUUGGUCUUCACCACCUCUCUGCUAUUCAGAAGAAGGGUUUGUACUGUUGGCGAUAUCCUUCCCUACCUUCCUGGUUCCUUUGA
Desarmillaria tabescens is the source of this 609-nucleotide messenger RNA. RefSeq lists its product as uncharacterized. The transcript is spliced from 2 exons. NCBI's taxonomy places the organism in Eukaryota, Fungi, Basidiomycota, Agaricomycetes, Agaricales, Physalacriaceae. Bases 1 to 609 code for a protein of 202 amino acids. The record is from RefSeq and is a predicted model, not a curated record.